AUGAUCAUCAGAGGAAGUACCAUUCACCCGUCUGCCACUCACAAGUUUUUAGGUGUCAUUUUAGAUCAAGAACUAAGGUGGAAAGCUUACAUCGCCUACGCCAUCACUAAAGGUACCAAGUAUGCACUGCAAUUACGACGUCUCUCCUCAACCGCUAAUGGGAUGCCAAUGAAACUAACUCGCCAACUCUAUCAAGCAGUCGCCAUCCCAAAAAUGUUAUAUGUGGCAGAUGUAUGGUUUACACCGGCCUAUCACACUGAUGUUCCUUCACAGGACGCCCUUUUCCACCAAGCCUUGAUCGUCAAGACUUGGCUGGUCGCCCUGGAGAAAAGUUCUACUACACUCAGCAGACCUGGACGUGAUGCACAUGUCGCGGAUGACGUAUCGUCCGACGGCGAGCUCAUCGAGAUGAACGAGACCUCCUCGUCCUGUGCCGACAACGAGGAGAGUCUUGCUCCCAUUCCUAACUCCACCCGUCCCAGCUCACGCAUCGUGCAGCUGCACCUCUUGCACAUUCACAAACUCGCGGAGGACAUCGCGGACCCAUGGACCCAUAAGUACAUCCCGCAACUUAUCCCGUCACUUAUCUUCACCUGCACCACCGACGCACUUGAGGAGCCGGACGACAAUGGCCUCUUCGACAAACUUACCCCUUCCCCUUUUCGGCCUUCGCCAGUGCAAACUCACCGCCUUACUGCGCUCACCAGGUUCCUUACAGGUGCCAUGGCCUCUCAAUCCAUCAGGGAGCUCGGAAUAGAGAAGGCGGCCUUCCAUACCACUCGGCCGAGUGCUAUUUUUCAUUAUGAUACUUCUACUUACAAUCUGCACGUUCCCCGAGGCACUUCGCGCCUUCACACCCGUAUGUACGAACUCAAAAAUAUGCGCACCACAGCGCGCAACAUCCUUCAGCAAACUCAUGCAACUCUGACCCCAUUCCAAUCGCAGGAUUGCUCGCAGGAGCAACUCCUGCUCAUCGUUGUCGACGGUGUCCGCUGCAUCCCUGCCAGCGUGAACCGUGCCACCUUCUUUCAUCAACUUUGUCCCUCCGCUAACCCUCUCUUCUCAUACGAAGAAGUCGCAUUCUUGCGAUUGGCCGCAGGACUUUUCCGUUUCUUCAGGUACUUCAUACUCGCGGAUGCUAUUGACGACCUCUUGCAAUGUUCUCUCCCUGACAAGGACAUUAUUUUUAUUUUGUUACAGAACUACCUACUCGACGAUCUCCGUGGUACUAACGUCGUUCCCACUACUAGUACUAAGUUUGUCUUGUCUCUCGCUGAAGCUAAGUACAAUCGGGACUACGAUGCCAAGCGCGUUGGUCCUUACUACUUAGAAUAG
Messenger RNA from Suillus discolor, 1335 nucleotides. RefSeq lists its product as uncharacterized. The transcript is spliced from 2 exons. The record is from RefSeq and is a predicted model, not a curated record. NCBI's taxonomy places the organism in Eukaryota, Fungi, Basidiomycota, Agaricomycetes, Boletales, Suillaceae. The coding region runs from base 1 to 1335 and encodes 444 amino acids.